AAUCAAGUGAAGGACACAAGCUAAGAAAAGUCAUGUGAUCUACAUGUACAUGAUUGACGUAUUGUCUUGGUCAGCAGCUUUAAAUACCUGGCUCGUUCUGAAACAUCCGUCAUCGUCACAUCCGAGAAUGCCGCCACACCUACAUAAUAGCGGGCUUGAGUCUAUCAUGCCUCCUGAUCAAAUAUUAUCCAAUAUUCUUCCAAACCACCAUCGAAAUCACCAUGCAUUCCACUGCAAGCCUCUGCUCGUCAAGGUACGCCCAACGUUGGGGGUUCGCAAAUAGCAAUUUCAACUGUAACUUGAACUCCCUCCACAUUUUCGGAAACCAAAAUUUGGAUUUCUUGCGGAACAACUGUGAAAUACGCGAAGGGAAUGAAGGCGGCAGGGUGCUUUCCAACCUUUCUUGGCUGUCUCAUCAUACUGCUCCUGAUUCGACGACCCCUUCUACCCAUAAUGACCCAGAAAAGACAGCCCAACAUCAUGUUCGUGCUUCCCGGAUAGACGUGAAUGGAAUGUCGGAUGGCAUCACCGACACUACUGGGAAGAAUGGAUCCCUGGCUACACUCAUGCCUGAUGUUAGAGCUCGCCAAAAGGACAAGGCGCCGUCUGCCAUAUCUGGGCAAGAGAAGGUUUCUCUGGUCGAGACUAUUGCUCGCUUGGAAAGGGAGGUGCCACCACCCACAGGACGUGUGUGUUUAGUAUUCACGGACAUACGGAAUUCGACCAAACUCUGGGACAAAAAUCCUGCCAUGUCUACGGCGAUACAUUUGCACAACAAUCUCCUUUUGCAACAUCUUCUAUAUUGCGGUGGUUAUAUUGUCAAGACGGAAGGCGAUGCAUUUAUAUGCGCCUUUCCAACAACCAUUGCCGCAGUAUGGUGGAGCGUCACUGCCCAGAUCCAACUUCUUCACGUACCCUGGCCUCAAGAAAUACUGGAUUGUGAAGAAGGCAAAGAGGUCUACGAUGAACAGGGGAACCUUCUUGCACGCGGCCUUUCCGUCCGCAUGGGCAUCCACUCUGGAACCCCAGCGUGCGAACUAGAUCCUAUCACUCUCCGCAUGGAUUAUUUCGGGUCUAUGGUUAACCGAUGCGCCCGUAUCAGUGCCAGUGCGUUAGGUGGACAAAUUAUGUGCAGCGCCGAUGUUGUUCGCGAAGUCAAUGCGAUUUUGUCCGAUUCCGGUCCACCCUCGAAACCUCAGAUAGCGCGGGCUAUCGAGGAGAUUCGGCAACUGCAGACGGUUUUCCUCCCUGUCGGUGAAAUCAAAUUGAAGGGACUGGAGGUUCCGGAGAUAGCUUCCCUUGUCUACCCUGCAGCGCUCUUAGGACGCCAGCGCUUACUUGUGCCUGGGUCGAAUCUGAGCACAUUCCCGUCUUUAUCCACCUCCGGGUCACAAGUAUAUCCUUCUGCUCAUGGCACUGCUGCCCCAGUCAGCUCGGACCAAACUCCAUCCGAUGACGCCUGUCUAGAGACAUGAACUUUGCGUCUUCCUACCUACUAGACCUGUCUAUUUCCAUAGCUUUGAUAAUCGUAUUUGUGCCCUUUUGUCAGGAGCAGGAUUGUAUAUUGCGUCGUGUCAGCGCCCGGCAAACGUUUCAUAUAAUAAACAAUCAUUAAAUACGAUUUUCAGAC
Messenger RNA from Suillus bovinus, 1630 nucleotides. RefSeq names its product nucleotide cyclase. Lineage: Eukaryota; Fungi; Basidiomycota; Agaricomycetes; Boletales; Suillaceae. The record is from RefSeq and is a predicted model, not a curated record. The coding region runs from base 222 to 1475 and encodes 417 amino acids. The transcript has 2 exons. Gene Ontology annotation, biological process: cyclic nucleotide biosynthetic process; intracellular signal transduction.